UACUUGAUAUCGACCUUCAUGCUCAGAUACACUUUGGACGUGUCUUCAUGAAACCAGGUCUCCCCACAACAUUUGCCACUCUUGAUAUGGACGGGUCUCGAAAACUUAUCUUUGCUCUGCCAGGUAGGGACGGUAACCCUGUGUCAGCGGUCGUAACAUGUAACCUCUUCGUCAUUCCUGCCUUGAGGAAGAUGCAGGGAAUCUUAGACCCGCGACCCACCAUAAUAAAAGCCAGGUUGUCAUGUGAUGUGAAGCUGGAUCCACGUCCGGAAUAUCACCGCUGUAUUUUGACAUGGCACCAUCAGGAACCUCUGCCAUGGGCACAGAGCACAGGGAACCAGGUUAGCAGCAGACUCAUGAGCAUGCGCAGCGCUAACGGACUCCUGAUGCUACCUCCCAAAACCGAGCAAUACGUGGAGCUGCACAAGGGCGAGGUGGUGGACGUCAUGGUCAUCGGCCGUCUAUGAUGUCACGGCAGCAGGCCGACGGACGGAGAGCGACGGGUGGUUCACGGUGCAUGUUCACAUAUCAUUGACUGUAAUAUGCAACGGCACAUCUAGUUUUUAUUGAUUUGGAUAACGCUGAAGUAUAGUCAACAUCUUGAUCACAAAACUAGAUACAUAUGAGAAAAAAAAAUUAUUUCAAAGAAAGAAAAAAUAUACUUUUAAAUUAUAAAAUCUAAUUAUAAAAAGACAUUUAUUCUGUAUUAUUAUUAAUUAUUAUUAUUGCAUUUUCUUCUCAUUAUUAUUAAUUAUUAUUAUUAUUAUAUUAAGGCAACUUUGUUCUUUUCAUUGCAGUUGCUUUGUGUGUUCAAUGCUAGAUCUUAUAGCUGUAGCAUUUUAAUAGAAACUGAAGGUGCCUGCCAGGAGAGAGAAAAAAUAAAAAAAGAAGAACAUUAUUUCCCCGUUUUAAUGCAAAAAUAUCUGAAAAACGAGCGCUUUUGUUUUCGGACGCGGGGAAGGAACUCGACGACUUCUGGACACUGGAGGGUGGCACUUUUUGUCUUACGUGUCAUUGACGUGACACUUUUACUUUUUCUCCCAUUAGUAGGCAUCAUUAUGACAUCACAAAGAGCUUUGCUUGUCGUUUAUAUCUCGUGAGUCUUGUUUGUGUGCGCAGUGCCAAACGCGUGGGUGCACGAAGGGCGUGCGUGGGGGAACACGGGCCUGGUCACCCAAUCCCUGAAGCUUCCUUAUAAUCACAUGACCUGGUGUAGCCCCGCCCCCGUCCCCCCAGGGGGCGGAGUCACAGGCGAACGUUUUAUUUGAAUAUACUUUAAAAAAGACUAGGAAAAAAAGAAACCACAGCUUAUUUAAGUGCUGACUGCCUUUUUAAUCAACUACACAAAAUGUACAGUAAAAAACGAACAAUUGAAUUGUACAGAUAAAUGUGACCAGCACUGCGGAAUAUGACCAAGCAAUGAGGAGACAUUGAACAAAUCUGUAUAAUAACAUUUUCUGUAACAAUAAGAAUCUAAUGAGAGAGAAUACAAUAAUAAAAUCCUUGAUCAUUAUAUAAAAAUAGCAUUGUGGAAUUUUCUUGUAAUAAAAUGAAUAAAAACAUAAUUCCUUAA
This is a messenger RNA of Cyprinus carpio (common carp), 1573 nucleotides long. RefSeq names its product gephyrin-like. The coding region runs from base 48 to 467 and encodes 139 amino acids. Gene Ontology annotation, molecular function: molybdopterin molybdotransferase activity. Gene Ontology annotation, cellular component: dendrite; cytoplasm; postsynaptic membrane. The transcript is spliced from 5 exons. Gene Ontology annotation, biological process: molybdenum incorporation into molybdenum-molybdopterin complex; Mo-molybdopterin cofactor biosynthetic process; establishment of synaptic specificity at neuromuscular junction. Lineage: Eukaryota; Metazoa; Chordata; Actinopteri; Cypriniformes; Cyprinidae. The record is from RefSeq and is a predicted model, not a curated record.